UUUAAUUUAGAAUUUUAUGGAACUCUUCCCUUUAUAUUAGAUUUGUUACGUUAUCCCAGUCACAUUUUACUUCUCAAUUUUAUGUUGUGGAAAUACUUGGUAAAUAGCAGAAGAAGAAGAGCCAAAACACCAAAUCCAGUUAGCACAUAUCUGAGAUGGGCAUGUCAUGACUCAUGAAAAAGCUGUCCUGCGAUGGAUAUAAAGCUUUUCUCUUCUGGACAUCAUUGCCAAACAAAUUCCCUCAACAUGUACCACCUUUGCACUUCCUUUUUCGUAAUCUUUACCAAAAACCCAUAUUUAGGCAUACCCUUUUGCGCAUCAAAUGCACUUUUAUUACCUCUAGAAAUCCCCUGGCUUGUGGUUACACUUACCUUGCCACCCAACUGUUUGAUAAAAUUCCGCAAAGAAGAGUUCAAGAUUUCAAGAAUGCCAAAGGCCAUGAAAUAUUUCAACUUGCUAAGUUGGUUAAAGAAAAGCCUGAUAUCUUAAGUACUUCACAAAUACAUGGCUUAGCGCUCAAAGCGGGCAUGCUAGCUCAUUUGCCCACUGUAACUACUCUCCUCAUCAUCUAUUCAAGAACCAAGCAUUUUAACUCUUCAUUGACUCUCUUUGCUGAAAUUAUAAGUAAAGAUGUGGUAACAUGGAAUGCUAUCAUGACAGCAUGCAUAAAGAACAAGUUUUUCGAAUUUGCAGUGAAAUUCUUUGCUGAAAUGGUGAAUGAAGGAAAGGAGUUUGAUUCUGCCACGCUUGUGAUUGUCAUUUCUGCCUUGUCUAAUAUGAGAUAUUUGAGGAAGGGGAUGAUUGUUCAUUGUUUAAGUAUGAAAAUGGGAAUGUUUUUGGAUUCGCUUUUGGGAAAUGCUCUUAUUGAUUUUUAUGCAAAAUGUAGUGAUUUAAGCUCAUCGGAAUGUGUUUUUGGAGAAGUAGAAUGUAAAGAUAUUGUUUCAUGGAAUUCAAUAAUUAGUGGUUGUAUUUAUAAUGAUCAUUCUGAGAAGUCAUUGUGGUACUUCAAGCAGAUGGCUAAUUUGGAAAAAGGCGCUGAUAGUGUGAGUCUUUCUUGUGCUAUUGCGGCUUCUGCUUGUUUAGAUGAGUUUAGAUGUGGUCAGGUUAUUCAAGGAUGGGGAAUAAAGCUAGGGUAUGAGGAAAGCUGCCACCUUUCAGUUGCAAAUUCUCUCAUUUCAUUGUAUUCCCAGUCUGGGAACAUUGAUGCCGCUGAAUAUGUCUUUAAUAUAAUGAAGCAGAAGGAUAUAAUAACAUGGAAUUCGAUGAUAAAUGGAUUCUCUUUGAAUGGAAAAGUCGGUGAAGCGUUUGAUGCUCUUCAUGAAAUGCAGUUCACAAGAACUCUAAAACCUGAUGCUGUGACGUUAAUUUCCAUUAUUCCGCUAGCUGCAGAAUUCAUGCUAUUGAAAAAAGGGAAAGCUAUUCAUGGUUUCACCGUCCGGAGAGAGAUGGGAACAGAACUGUCGGUGAUAAAUGCUCUCAUGGAUAUGUAUUUUAAGUGCAAAAGGGUCAAGGACGCUGAGCAUCUCUUCUUAAAUAUGGCAAUGAAAGAUCUAGUUUCAUGGAAUACCAUAAUAUCUGGGUAUUCCCAGAAUGGCUUGUGUAGAGAAGCUCGGUCUUUGCUUAAGAAGUUCCAUAGUUGGAACUCAGAAUGCAGCUUGUCAACUCUUCUAGGAAUUCUUCCUGCUUGUGAUUCGCCCAACUUAAUCCAAUUUGGAAGGUUGAUCCACUCGUGGGAGGUGAAGUUGGGAUUUAUAAAUAAUAUCAUCAUAGUAAAUUCCCUGAUUUGCAUGUAUAUUUCUUGUGGAGAUCUAGUAGCUUCUUUCAAUUUGCUGGAGGAGAUAGCUUAUAUUGCUGCUGUGGAUAGCUGGAAUACCAUGAUCUCGGGAUGCACCCAGAAAGGCCACUUCUGUGAAGCUUUAAAUGCUUUCAAGUUAAUGAGGCUCAAGUUCAAUAUCAACCAUGAUACUAUUACUCUAGUCAAUGUCAUACCAGCAUGUGGAAAUCUUGAAUUGACAUGUGAAGGAAAGUCAGUUCAUGCCCUAGCUUUAAAGACCUCAGCUGGUCAAGAUAUUCGUGUGCAGAAUGCUCUCAUUACUAUGUAUGGAAAACUGAGUGACGUGGAAAGUGCAAGAUUAGUGUUUGAACUUUGUUUUCAUCAUAACUUAUGCUCAUGGAACUGCAUGAUAUCUGCUUUAGCUCAGAACAAUAAUGCUAAAGAAGCAAUAGGAGUUUUCCGUUUACUCGAGUUUGAACCAGAUGAGAUCACCAUGGCUACCGUUCUUUCAGCUUUUCGACAACUUGGACUUAUUAGACAUGGGAAACAGAUCCAUGCACACCUCAUCAGAUGUGGUUUUUACAAAAAUGCGUUUGUAUCAGCUGCACUUGUGGAUAUGUAUAGCAGCUGUGGCAGGCUAGACAUUGCUCGUCGAGUGUUUCAGAAUUCAGCAGAGAGAUCUGUUGCUGCUUGGAAUUCCAUGAUUUCUGCAUAUGGCUUUCACAGCAAUGGUCAGAAAGCAAUUGAAAUCUUUCAUGAGAUGAUUGAUUCGGGACUUACUCCAUCAAAAGUCACAUUUAUCAACUUAUUAACGGCUUGCAGUCACACAGGGCUUGUUGACCAGGGGUACUGGUAUUACACUCGUAUGCUUGAUGAGUUCGGAAUUCAACCUUCCACAGAGCAUCAUGUCUGUGUAGUUGAUAUGUUAGGCCGAUCAGGGAGGCUGCAGCAAGCAUAUAAUUUUAUCAAAGACCUUCCCAGUCAACCUGAUCCAGGAAUCUGGGGUGCUUUGCUCAGCGCUUGCAAUUAUCAUGGUGAUCUUCAACUGGGGAAACAAGUAGCGAGCAUACUCCUUUUGUUGGAACCUGAGAAUGUCGGGUAUCAUCUGGCACUGUCCAACAUAUAUGUUGCUAGUGGAAGCUGGAAGGAGGCUGGAGAGUUGAGGGACAUUGUUCAUCUAAAAGGGUUAAAGAAAGCUGCUGGUUACAGUCUUAUUGAUGUUGGCACCACCUGAAACAUCAUCAAAACCUCAUGCAAAGAGUUUAUCUUCUAAACUACCACCAAGUCAGCCUGAGUCUAUUUUCUAAAUGUUCAGGCAAUCAGCCUGCUCACCUUUGAAGGACUGGCGUGGUGUAGAAAUUUUUGGUUUAGUGGAGCAAAGCAGCUAACAGAACUUUUUGUCGAGCAUCUUAUAUAAAUUAUCCAGCUUCUAUUGGCCUUUGUUGCUGGUAGAACUUGAUGAUCCGCGUUAAUACAAAAUUUUCCAAAUUAUUUCUUUUCCCCCUUAGUCUGAUGGACAUAAACAGAGCAUUUGUGAUGUUGAUUUCAUAUAGCCGAUCCAACUAGCUUGGGAUUGAGGCUGGAUAGUUGUUCUUCCCCCUUAGUCUGGUGAGAAAAUUACGUCAGUGUAGGAUGAAUGUGAGAUUUUGAGCUUUAAAAGAU
This is a messenger RNA of Nicotiana attenuata, 3436 nucleotides long. RefSeq names its product pentatricopeptide repeat-containing protein At4g19220, mitochondrial. Gene Ontology annotation, cellular component: intracellular membrane-bounded organelle. Bases 174 to 3008 code for a protein of 944 amino acids. Gene Ontology annotation, biological process: RNA modification. The record is from RefSeq and is a predicted model, not a curated record. Lineage: Eukaryota; Viridiplantae; Streptophyta; Magnoliopsida; Solanales; Solanaceae. Gene Ontology annotation, molecular function: RNA binding; protein binding. The transcript has a single exon.